Molecule: messenger RNA, 895 nt
Organism: Heterotrigona itama
Lineage: Eukaryota; Metazoa; Arthropoda; Insecta; Hymenoptera; Apidae
Source: the annotation of a GenBank genome assembly
AUGGGUACUUCGUCUAAGAACAGUACUGACAAUUUAGAUUUAGAAUAUGCUGUAGCAGGAGCUGUUAGUGGCUUUGUAACACGAUUUGCUUGUCAACCAUUAGAUGUUGUAAAAAUUAGAUUUCAGUUACAAGUCGAACCUAUUGCUAACCAUCAUGUUAGUAAAUAUCGUUCUUUACUGCAAGCAUUUUACUUAAUAUUUAAAGAAGAAGGUAUUUCAGCUUUUUGGAAAGGACAUGUGUCUGCCCAAUUAUUGUCAGUUAUAUAUGGGAUGAGUCAGUUCUAUUCAUAUAAUGUGCUCAUGCAUGAGUUUCAUAAUUUCCCAUUACUAAAUGAAUGGAGAUAUUCAACAAAGUUUAUAGCUGGUGCAGGUGCUGGUUUUAUAGCUACAACAGUAUCAUUUCCUUUUGAUACUAUAAGAACCAGAUUAUUGUAUAAUACGACAUGAAUCUCCAAAGGCUUUUUUUUAUGGAUUAUUACCAACUUUAUUGCAAAUUGUACCACAUACAGGUUUGCAAUUUGCAUUUUAUGCAUUUUUCACUGAUAUGUAUAAGAAAUAUUACAAUGAAGCUGAUAUUAAGUUUUCUAAUUCUAUGAUUUCUGGUAGCGCAGCUGGCUUAUUAGCUAAAACUAUAAUAUAUCCUUUUGAUCUUAGUAGAAAAAGAUUACAAAUACAAGGCUUUCAAAAUGGUAGAAAAAGUUUCGGUACUUUUUUCAAGUGUAAUGGACUUAUAGAUUGCUUAAAAUUAACCGUUAAAAAAGAAGGAGUAAAAGGAUUAUUUAAAGGUUUAGCACCAAGUCAAUUGAAAGCUAGUGUAACAACAGCAUUACAUUUUACAAUGUAUGAGCAAAGCUUAGUAGCGUUGAAAGUAUUGAGAUUAUAUAUUUCAGAAUAG